Molecule: messenger RNA, 4930 nt
Organism: Geodia barretti
Lineage: Eukaryota; Metazoa; Porifera; Demospongiae; Tetractinellida; Geodiidae
Source: the annotation of a GenBank genome assembly
AUUGCUAUGGUUACCCGAUAACCAGCGACUAGACUGCAAGAGCCGGCCGCCUCAAGAGGGGCCAGUGAUCUGAUCAGCCAGCGAGGCAGCGUGAUGGCGGUUGUUCGGCCCCGCAGGGUGGUGGAGUGCGGCCUGGAGGUGCCGCGAGGUGUGGUGUACCAGGGCUGGGAGCCGGGAGGCGAGUACACCAAGACCUUGGUGGUGAAGAACGUCCAGCUGCGGACACAGAGGAUCAAGUACACAAUCAAGGGGGACCAGUUCCACAGUGCAGUGUACCCUAGGCCCAUCGUUCUGAGUGCAGGGAUGAGCUACACACUACCCAUUGUCUUCAAGCCUAGAAAGAAGGAGCCAUGUGAAGAGAGUAUUGAGCUAGAGACCUCAGAGGGUGCAGUAGAGAUCUCGCUGCGAGCCGUCCUGCCGUCUGUGGUUGUAGCUCUACCGGAGAGCCUCAAGUUUGGGCUCUGUGCGGUGCAGGACAGUCUCAGUCUCGACUUUCAGAUCUCCAACACCAGCAAUGCCAGCACAUACUUCUCCUGGGAGUGCCCAAGGUGUUUCACGGUAUCACCAGAGACCGGAGAACUCCCACCAAAAUCUUCGUUGAAUCUUUCAGCAACAUUCUCACCAGAAUCGGCUCUGGUGUACCGUGGGACGGCCACCUGCACCUACUAUGGCAGGGAAGGAGUGGGGGAGAAAGCUGGCCUCGUUCAGCUGAAAGGAGUAGGGAAGUACCCUCACGUGGUAGUCCGUGCGCCGCCGGUGUCUGGUGCUGAUAGAGCAUGCAAAACAAGAGGAGGAGGGGAGAGAAGGGAGGAGCGCGAUGGAGGGGUGGGCACAGAAGGAGGGAGAGGAGAGGAGGAGAGAGGGAGAGGGGAAGAGGUUGUCGCCAGUAGAGGUGGAGGGAGGCAAGAGGUUGUGGUGAGGUUUGGGGUGGUAGCUGUGGGCACCAGUGGCCAGAGGUGGAUCGAGCUGGUCAACGUUUCAGCUGUGACGGCGGUUGUCUCGGUUCUCCCAUCAAGCCACUCUCGACUCACCCCGGCACACUUCUCCUGCCCUCACUCGCCCAUCACCGUCCCUCCCCACUCCUCUCACCGCCUCCCCCUCACAUUCACACCCUCCCUCCCCUCCCCACACUCCCUCUUUGCUCUCUUUGAAGUCAGAGUUCAAGGAGGCCUCUCCACUACCACUGUCAAGUGUGUUGGAGCAACUAAAGUUCCUAGAGUGUCUAUUGAGGAAGAGGUGGUGGAUUUUGGGAGUAUGUCAGUUGGACAGUCGGCCACUGCAGUACUGCAUGUCAGGAAUGACUCUGAUGUCACAACCCUCUUCCAGGUACAGCUGGAGCCGGGGAGUGUGUUCAGAGCAGACUGCACAUGCGCCAGACUCCCUCCUCGCUCCACCCACAAGAUCCCCGUCCACUUCACUCCACAGAGGCCAAUACCACACUGCAAGAGAGUCGCCUGCCUUGCCCAGCACCAGGAGCCACUGUUUGUGUACUUGAUUGGAACUGUUUAUUCUGAGACCAUUAGACCUGUUGUAUUGCAGCCAAAACAUGUCAGGGACUACAUUGCUAAUGCACAGGCUGGCAUCACUAAACUUCCCCCUGAGAGAGUGGCACAGUUCCAGGGGAGAGAGAAGCUGACCACCAGCGACACAACUGGACUAGUAGUUCAACCUCACGCCAUCACCUCUGAUCAUCUGUCUGCAACAGCUCCCACCAGAGAUGCCCCCAUCCUCCCAUUCGCAAACUAUCUUCACUCACAGCACGAUCCAUCUGGUGUAGCCCAUGUGAGUGUGGACUCCCAGGAUCUUCAGUUUGGCUUUGUCUCUCCUCAGAGUGUCUCUGACUCCAAGAGUGUGCAGGUGACCAACCAUACAGAGGAGACUGUUGUCUGUGUCUGGAUGACUGAGAGUGGAGGGACAUUCUCAGUGACUCCUCAGGAGAAGGAGAUAGUGCCAGGAGCCACCUCCCUCUUCACUGCCCUCUUCUCACCUAAGCAUGCAGGGAAGUUCUACUUUGAAGAGCUGGAGUGCUACAUCUUUUACAAAGGUCUGCAGUGCUACCAGAGUGUGUCAGGGGCAGCGGCGGUGACACUGCCAUGGUGUCUGAGUGUGAGAGCCCAUGGUCACUCCUUCACUGCCAACACACACACCUUCAUGCCCAACCUGAAGUUUGAGACUCGAGACCUUGUGUUCCCAGCCAGUGGACCACUGGAACCAGCGUACCGGAGUAUGACGGUAUGGAAUGAGGGAGACACUCCGGUCUUGUUUGAACUCCCACCAGACUCCAAACAGAUAUUUACAAUCAAACCUCUGUCUGGCCUGAUUCCCAAGGGGCACCAUCAGACCUUUGUGAUGGAGAUGAUGCCUCGUGAGGCAAAGACGUACAAACACAUCACUCACUGUGUCCUGAACGCUACCACCAACUACACCCAGGAACUCCUUUUGUCAGGAACUGCAGAGCUCAGUCCGGUCCAGUUGGAGAAUCAGGGCCGGCUGUUUUUCAAGCCGACAUGCGUUGGAACCACGUCAUCAGCCAGCCUCCGGAUCACCAACACCGCACACCUUCCUCUCAGGUACGAGUGGAGAAUAAGUGGAAGGGGUUCAAAGGUUGUUGACGUUGACCUUCGACAGGGUACAAUCCUGCCAUCUGAGUCACAGAGCCACCAGUGGCAGUUCUCGCCAGUGGAUGCCUCCUCAGUGGCUCUACAGGCAAUACUCCACACCUCCACCAUCCACCACCACCACCACCACUGGCAGUACUACUAGUGGCCAGCCGAGACCCAGACGAUACAAGGUGUCCCUCGACCUCUUUGGUCAGGGACUGCUGGGAGAUGUACAGUGCUCUCCAUCUAGUCUGGAGUUUGGUACAGUCACGAUGGGGACAUCACACACCCUCACCCUCACCCUCCAUAACCCCACACUCUCCACUCUCUACUACUCUCUGGACACUGUAUCCUCCACUUCCAAUGACCAACAGGACUUGCAGAGUGGAGGAGAGGACAUUUCACCAUCACCACAUGGAGUGAGGCUGGAUCCAGGUGAGGGUGUUCUGCAUGCCCGGUCCAGUCAGGUGGUCCGUGUCACAGUAAGACCAACUAGGACAGUGUCCUACAGCGCUGCCAUAUCCUGUCGCCUCAUCUCUACCAAUCCAGCUGUAGCUGCAGCUGAAGGUUGCAUGAUCUGUACCCUGGAGAUUACAGGGGCCUACCCUUCUCUGGAGGUAACUGACGUUCACGGACUGGAAGUGGCCAACGGAAUGAGCAAGGCAAAGCUCUGGCACAUGCUCUCCAUUGACAAGGUGAACAGUCACCUCCAGGAGGACCCCUCUCCCUCGGAGCUGCGCUACGCCAUAGCAACCCGCCACUCAUGCGACGCAAGGUGUCCUUCCACACGCACGCCGUCGAGGAGUUCAACUUUGGAGCCGCCCGGCCGGGCAGCGGUCGCAGUGUGGUUCACCUUGUUCUGGUGAACAGUGGCAGAGUGGAGGCGAGAUGGGGGUUCCAGUUCCCCACUGACAUGCACCUGGAACCAGAGUACUGGGCCGACUCCGGGUCCCUGGACGAGGUGGAACGACAUCAUCACAAUGUCAUCACCAACCAACUGUUCACAGUGUCUCCCAAGACUGGGACACUGGCUCCAGGAGAGAGCACGUCCAUUCUCUGCUCUUUCAAACACACUCACAUUGGUAGCAGCAGGCUGCCUGUUCUUCUCAAAGUUCAUCUCGGCAGGGAGAUACUGUUGAACUGGAGUGGAGUGACGGUAGAGAGAGGAGUCCCUCGUAUGUUCUUCACCUCCCACCACCACUCCUUCCACCCUACUCCCAUUGGUCUCUCCUCAUACCCCAUUCAGACCUAUGAGAUGUACAAUGCAGGAGAAGCCACCGUGACAUACGAGGUGGACACUGGCCCACUGGAGGCCCUCUCCACAGCCAACUACCUGGUGCCAGUCCUCCAGUGCCUGGCGGGCCAGGGAGAGGUCCCUGCCUCGCGGGGCUGCCUCUCUCCCCUUCAUCUUCUCUCCUCUGGAGGCCAGGACCUACUCCGUGGAGGUGUGUAUCUCCUUCUCUACUGGGGAGAGUGUUCUAGUGACAUUCUCUGGCCAGGGAGUGGACCCACUGUCUCCCUCUCCUUCCUCCCCUCGUCCACCACUUCAGUCUCCGCCCCCACCUCUGUCUCCCCCACACGACUGCCCGGCCAGACAGCCGGACUAUCCACGGAGCACCUGGCACUUGGUCCCCUCCCUCUCUUCUCCCCCACCAGACGUCUCGUGUUCCUCACCAACCAUCACCAAACUCACACCCUCUCCUUCUCCUGGCUCCUCACCUCCGCACAGCCUGCGGCCGAGGUGGUGUCGGUGUAUCCAGGCGAGGGGUACGUUGCCCCGGGCAAGAGCUAUGCCUGUCGAGUCACGUUCUACUCACAGUCCUCUCCUGCUGUGUAUGACCUCGACGUCAUCUGCAAGGUGGUAGAUGAGACGGAGAUGCAGGGAUACCAGGAGAAGAUGGAGGAGUGGACGAGACGACAGGAGAACAAGAGACACCAUUUCACCAUCUCACACCAUCCUCCUCCUCCUCCUCCUCCUCCUACCACCAACACCACUCAACAGGUGGGCAGUAAUGCCUCUAACUAUAUAUGGACAGAAUACUGAAGGGUAACACGUAACAACUGAGUACGCGGUUUUUACAUGUUACAAUGGGUAAAUGUAACAAAAUAACGCUUUGAAAGGGGCAAAAACAAAUUGCCUGAUUUUUCCAGAUGUAAUGACCGACUGACAACAAAUGCGUCGCUAGUUACGAUGAAUUCUCCCCUGCUGUAUGUUUUUCCCCAGACCAUCCCCAGACAGUUGUCCUCGAACUCUGACCUCAGAGGCUCCCGCUACCAAGUUCUACCUCCAAUAGGAGCACACCCUCAUGACAUGAGCUACAAGAAUGGAA